Messenger RNA from Macadamia integrifolia, 1835 nucleotides. Its product is annotated as putative RING-H2 finger protein ATL21A. Bases 31 to 876 code for a protein of 281 amino acids. Gene Ontology annotation, molecular function: polysaccharide binding. Lineage: Eukaryota; Viridiplantae; Streptophyta; Magnoliopsida; Proteales; Proteaceae. The transcript has 2 exons. The record is from RefSeq and is a predicted model, not a curated record.
AAAUGGGAAAAACAGCCAACUCACUCGGACAUGGAGAUGGGGUUCGGUAGCUUGGGCAGGAGAGGCUCAUCCCUCUUAAUACUAUUCUCUCUGCUGGUCUCUCUAGUGCUCGGAGCCUUCCAAGGCGACGACUGCCCAACUGCCAAGUGUGGCCCCCAUGGCCCUGAUAUUCGCUUUCCGUUUAGGCUUAAGGGAGGACAGCCCAAGCACUGUGGCUAUCCUGGCUUCGAAUUGUCUUGCAAGGAUGGCCACACUGUCUUAAACCUUCCAACAUCUUCCUCAGAAAAUAUCUUCAUAAAAUCCAUCUCUUACAGUUCUCAGACGCUAAGUGUCUUCAACCCCAACAAUUGUUUUGCAGCCCUCUUCGUCGAUCUCAACUUCUUAACUCCUUAUAGGUCAUCCGAUCAAUAUAUCGAUUGUCUACACACAAACUCAUCAUUAUCUUUCCAAGAUGCUCUUGACUACCACGCUUUCUUAUUGUUUGAUUGUUCAUUAAAAGAAGAUGUUGCAGAAGGCAACCAUCAAGUCCCUAUCCCUUGCAUGAACAGCCCUGGGCAUAGCUAUUUGCUUGUCGACUCUAAAAUCCCCCUUGGUGAAGUGCGGCCUUCUUGCACGACAGUGAAGACAGUUUGUAUCCCAUAUAAGUACCUCCGUGACUUAUUCGGUGGAGGUGUUUCACCAGCUAUCAGUUUAAGCUGGGACUUGCCAGUCUGCAGCCACUGUGAAUCUUUAGGGAAGGCAUGCGGAUUCGUCAAUAAAAGUACCAAAGCAUUACGAUGUUAUAACGAACUAAGUUAUGGAAAAGGGAAAAAAAAUGGUAACUGGUCGUGCUCCAUCCGAAUCACUGUACAUACAUAUAUCGUCCUAAAUUUAUAAGACAAGACUUUUUCACCGCGGAGUAUCCAGGCUGCUAGGGGAGGGAGGUAGGGGCUACGCGCGAGGUCUCAUCUAUUGGAUCCACACGGUGAAUUCACCAUGCGGCUCUGGAAAACUUUGUCCUAAAAUAUAUAGUAUGACUUCUUAUUAUCUUUAUAGUAGGACUUUGGGUGUACCCAACGUGUAUAAUAGUAGUGCUAUCAGGAUAGAUCAGAAUGAAAUUGCAGUCUUUUUGAUAAACUUUGGUAAGGAUUAUUUCUGUAUUGUUAAUUUUUUUUUCCUUUUGGCUGAUGUGUACUUAUGAUCAUAGUUAUAAUUUGUUUUCUGUUUUUGUUAAUGAAUCUCUCUGGUUUAGCCCCACCCAAAAACAGAAGAAAUUAUUACUAGUAAUCUAUUAUCUCCAAGUAUUGGAUGCAAAUGCAAUGAUAUGUUUUGAGGCAAAAGUUUCCUGGACCAUAUAGUUCAGUGAGGAAUUUAUUUGAUUACAAACCUAAUUGUGCAACGUAGGAGAGUGAGGUGGCAAUCCCAACAGUUGAAUCUAUAGUGAAUAGUCUAAAUUAGCUGUAUGCCAAGUUUUAAAAGGAGCAUUCAACCAUAUACCUUCUCAUGUAUUAGCAUUUACUCUUGUAAUUUUAGUUGUUCAUUUCUUUAAUUUAAUUUUACUUUUCCAUACGAUUUUCAGAAUAUUAUUUUGCUACAUGUGGAAACUUGGGGCACCUGUCCAAAAUUUCAUCCGCAUUAAACUAGCUGCCAUGUAGGAGAUAUGUUUGCUACCUAUAUAGAUUCCAUAGUUGAAGCCUCAUUCAGGAAAACCAUUUCAUAAUUUUAAUUGCAUAAUUUAAGGCUAAUCAUACUUUGAAUUUUAAAGCAUGGUUUUAUUAUUUAGUAAGAUAUAAUUUUACUUAGUUUUAGUUUAAUUAAGAAGUGAAUUAUUUAAGAACAAUGAUUUAUUUGUGGUC